Molecule: messenger RNA, 904 nt
Organism: Aethalodelphis obliquidens (Pacific white-sided dolphin)
Lineage: Eukaryota; Metazoa; Chordata; Mammalia; Artiodactyla; Delphinidae
Gene: TIMM17B
Product: translocase of inner mitochondrial membrane 17B
Exons: 6
Coding region: 102-620 (172 amino acids)
Biological process (GO): protein import into mitochondrial matrix
Cellular component (GO): TIM23 mitochondrial import inner membrane translocase complex
Molecular function (GO): transmembrane protein transporter activity
Source: RefSeq, a predicted model, not a curated record
UGCCCUGGAAUAGGUGGAAAGCUCGAACGCCUGUGUGCAUUUACGGUGGGGGCGUGGCCCGCCCGCGGUUUAGUCAGACUGCGCGGCCGGACGCCGGCGCCAUGGAGGAGUACGCUCGGGAGCCUUGCCCAUGGCGAAUUGUGGAUGAUUGCGGUGGCGCCUUCACUAUGGGUGUUAUCGGCGGUGGAGUCUUCCAGGCCAUUAAGGGCUUCCGCAAUGCCCCUGUCGGAAUUCGGCACCGAAUGAGAGGCAGUGUCAACGCUGUGAGGAUCCGAGCCCCUCAGAUUGGAGGUAGCUUCGCAGUGUGGGGGGGCCUGUUCUCCACCAUCGACUGCGGUCUGGUGCGGCUGCGGGGCAAGGAAGAUCCCUGGAACUCCAUCACCAGUGGAGCAUUGACCGGGGCUGUGCUGGCUGCCCGCAGUGGCCCAUUGGCCAUGGUGGGCUCAGCAAUGAUGGGAGGCAUUCUGUUGGCCCUCAUCGAGGGUGUUGGCAUCCUCCUCACUCGCUACACUGCCCAGCAGUUCCGCAAUGCACCCCCAUUCCUGGAGGACCCCAGCCAGCUGCCCCCUAAGGAGGGUACCCCAGCCCCAGGCUACCCCAGCUAUCAGCAAUACCACUGAGGAAGUGACCGCCUGUCAUCGCCACCGUGGGAGCUCCUCCUUGGUUCCCUCCGCGAUGAUCUACCUCGAAGGGAGGGCUGGCUCCCGGUUGGCCCUGGGACCCUCCAGAGAGGGCCUCUACUCUGUUCCCUUAUCCCAGGUUGGGGGUGGGGCACCCCAGCUGCCCUGAUGGGUGGGUCCCUUCUCUCUCAGGCACCCCAGCCCCCACUCAUAUGUAACAAGCUCUCACCCCAGUCCCUUUGCAUGGCGCCCUGAUCAGUAUUUAAAGCCAGUUUUGAAAUGCC